GUGAAAACAGUUCAGUCAAUACAGACACAAAUAUAAUAUUUUUUUAAGUUUUGAAAUAGUUUUACUCUCAUUUAAAUUUUAAAAUCAUCAUGAACUAUUUGAUUUUAUUAUGUCUAUGCGCAACCGUAUUCGCACAACGACCAUUAAGGCCUCAACAACCACAACAGCAACAACAACAACAACAAAACUAUGAUGAUAAUGAUAAUUAUCAGCCAUUAGCACAACCUAGUCAACAAAAAUCAGCUCAACAAAACUAUGUUGACACAAAAUACAGAGAAACAACUACCUACAUUCCAAUCAUUAGAUUUAACAAGGAGCAAGAAAAUGAUGGCAGUUAUAAAACUUCAUAUGAAACUGGAAACAACAUAAUUGCCGAAGAAACAGGUUUCUUGAAAGAAGUUCCAGCACGUGGUGAUGAGAAAGAACCUGGUCAUGCCCAAGUACAACAUGGUUCCUAUUCAUAUACAGCACCAAAUGGUGAAGAAAUUGUUGUUGAAUACACAGCCGAUGAAAAUGGUUUCCGACCAAUUGGACAACAUUUACCAACACCACCACCAGUCAGUCCUGAAGUACAAAAAGGUUUAGAUUUAAUUUAUGCUGGUAUUAAAGCACAACAAGAAGCUGCAGCCCGUAAUCCAGAAAAUGCAAAAGAUUUCUUAAACAAUCCAGGAUUUUAUCGUGGUGAAUAAAUUUAAUUAAUUUAAAUAAAAUAAAGGAUAUAUAAAAAAUUAAAUAAA
Messenger RNA from Chrysoperla carnea, 737 nucleotides. RefSeq names its product endocuticle structural glycoprotein SgAbd-8 (gene Cpr49Ah). Gene Ontology annotation, molecular function: structural constituent of chitin-based larval cuticle. The transcript has 3 exons. The coding region runs from base 90 to 689 and encodes 199 amino acids. NCBI's taxonomy places the organism in Eukaryota, Metazoa, Arthropoda, Insecta, Neuroptera, Chrysopidae. Gene Ontology annotation, cellular component: chitin-based extracellular matrix. The record is from RefSeq and is a predicted model, not a curated record.